Molecule: messenger RNA, 6049 nt
Organism: Eriocheir sinensis (Chinese mitten crab)
Lineage: Eukaryota; Metazoa; Arthropoda; Malacostraca; Decapoda; Varunidae
Gene: FoxP
Product: forkhead box protein P1-like
Exons: 18
Coding region: 585-3539 (984 amino acids)
Biological process (GO): regulation of transcription by RNA polymerase II
Cellular component (GO): nucleus
Molecular function (GO): RNA polymerase II cis-regulatory region sequence-specific DNA binding; DNA-binding transcription factor activity, RNA polymerase II-specific
Source: RefSeq, a predicted model, not a curated record
ACCACCACCACGCACCCGGCACCUCCACUAGUGACUGUCGAGACUCCACCACCACCUCCUGCCACGCCACGCACCUCCUCCUCCUCCUCCUCCUCCUCCUCCCGUGCCUGAGUGUCCCGCCGCCGCCUCCUGCCGUGUCGGGGUGUGAGUGGCGCGGCGUUGCAGGAGGAGCGAGAGUGUGUGUUGAGGCGAGGGAACCAGCGGCGACCCGUGCUGGCAGCGGCGGCGGCAGUGUUCCCUCCGCCCUGUGUUUACAUUGCGCCGCUGGAGUUGUGUCGAGCUUACCAGCAACACCCGAGUGCGCCGCGCCUCGCCUCGCCCCUGGAGACUGGCUGACGGAGCGCGUGUGUCGACCAGAGUGUGUUCCGGACCCGCGCUGCCUGACCGGACGCUGGGCACGUUGAGCGUUGUGUCGGCGGCGAGGGCGAGGUCAGCGGGACGUCUGGGCCUCGCCGUGACCCAUGAGCGGCGGGGCGGCGACACCACGAGGCGCUGCGUCAGGUCGUGUCGCGCCGUGUGAGCUAAGAUGCGUGUGAGCCGCCGCGAGAGGCCGCCCGUCACCGCCCUGGACACUCGCGUAGAAAAUGGGGGACCGUCCUGAAGGCGCCGCAGCCACAGAGAACGGAACACGCGGGGGCGAUGCUGGGGGGGCCGAGGGGGGCGGCACAGGAGCGGAGGAGAGCGUGUUAGCCAGUGGAGGAGAGGAGGGAACCCGCACCCCCUCGCCGGACCCUGGUGACCCCCUCCCCCCCACCGGCCUCGACCUCGCAGGCUUCAAGAGGAUUUACAUCGGCAAGAUCCUGAACCCAAAACAGGACGACGGUGUGUUGGAGGAGGGAGAGGGUGAGGGAGCAAUCAACCUGUCCGCCAGACCUUCAAGACAGACCUCUCCCCUCGACCCAGAGCAGGUACGUCCGUCCGAGUGUUUGUUUACCUUCCCGCCGCAAGACGCUUCCUGUAAGCGGACGAAAUCGAAGGGACCCACCAGGAAGGCCUCAGAAGGCGGAAUAAGCCCUGAGCUGGGGGGCGCGAGAGCUCUGGAGGGGCGCGACACCCCCGCCAGCCGACUGUCCCCUCACCUGCAUGCCGCCAGCGCUCCUGUCGGGCCUCCCACCUCCAAUCAGGGGCUGCACAACCUCAUCAUGGCCCCGGCGCUGCAGCAGAUGUCCCACCUCCUGCACCAGCAACUCAUCAACCCCGCCCAGAUCCAGUCGCUCAUGCACCACCAAAGCGUCAUGCUGCACCAACAGCAGCACCAGCAGCUGGCGGAACUGGGCCGGAAACAGCUGGAACAGAUCCUGCAGCAGCUACAGGAGCAGCUGCAGGUCAACCUCAUACAGCAGACGCAGCUUAUGCAAACCCCAGAUAAGACGAAGGUGUCCGGGCCCUUGGCGCAGCUCGGGGCGCAGCAGCAGCAGCUUGUACAGCAGCUGCAGGCCGUGCAGCGGCAGUACCUCCUUCAGUCCGGCCUCCACCCCGGCCUGCACCACCACAAUGGCGAGACACGGUCUCCGCCAGGUGUGCCGAGCGACGGGAACUCUUGGAAGGAGAGGAGUGAGCGCUCGGAAACCCCCUCCCCCCAUCACCACCACCACAACAACAAUAACAACAACAAUAACAACAACGAGAGAGAUCAGAAACCUAUGCCGCCUCCCUCCGCUAAUGGCCGCGAGAUGAACGGUCUGGGCGGCGAGGAGGAUGACAUGUCGGGUCGCCGCGCCGGCCACCCGCUCUACGGCCACGGGGUGUGCAAGUGGCCGGGCUGCGAGGCGAUCUGCGACGACAACCACACCUUCCACAAACACCUGAACACUGAACACACGCUGGACGACAGAUCGACGGCACAGGCGCGGGUACAGAUGCAGGUCGUGAGCCAGCUGGAGCGGCAACUUACCAAGGAGCGGGACAGGCUGCAGGUGGGCCUCGCCGCGAUGGUGGCCAGACUGACACCUACCAUGCCCAUGCCUACCAUUCCAUCCAUACUCGGUCUUCAACCCCCCCUGCCCUUGGCCUACCAGCACCCACUAACCACCCUCGUGUGCUUCCAGGCAAUGAUGAACCACCUACAUAUGAACAAGCAGCAGCAACAACAGCAACAACAACAGCAGCAGCAACAGCAACAGCAGCAGCAGCCCCCGCCUCACCUCCCCCCGCCCCGUGUCACCUCGCCCGACCCCCCGCCCCCCCAACCCAAGCCCCUCGUGGAUCCCCCAACUCAGAGUCCCGGAGGCAUCCUUCCCAAACUGGCCAUGAGCCCCAACCUGCUGGGCGGCGGCGUGCUGGGCCCCAACCCCCUGGGGCUGCCGCACUCCCCCAUGGGCCAGAUGCCGCCCGUAUCCCUCUUCAGUGCAAUAGGCUCCCGUCACCCCCCACUCCUGCAGCCCCCCACCCCCACCACCUGUGGCCCCCUGCGAAGGAGACUCACUGACAAGGCUGCUCUUCUCACGCCAGGGCCACUAGAGGACUCCCAAGUGACUAGAAGGCGCCUUGCAGACCGUGCUGCUUUAGACGUUACUGAAGAAAUUCAAAGGAAUCGAGAAUUUUAUAAAAACACAGAGGUGCGGCCGCCCUUCACCUAUGCUUCACUAAUACGCCAGGCCAUAAUCGAGGCUCCUGACAAACAGCUCACCCUCAACGAGAUUUACAAUUGGUUCCAAAACACAUUCGCUUACUUCAGACGCAACGCUGCAACAUGGAAGAAUGCGAUCCGCACCAACCUCUCGCUGCACAAGUGCUUUGUGCGCUAUGAGGACGACUUUGGCUCGUUCUGGAUGGUAGACGACGCAGAGUUUGUGAAGCGACGCCACCUCUCCCGCGGCCGCCCCCGGAAAUACGAACCCAACACCCCACCACCACCUCACCAAACCCUCCACCCAGGGCUACCGCCAAACCAAGGGGUCCCCAUGGCCUUCCAUGCGGCUUUCCCGACCAUGUCAGGGCCGCUCCCGCCCCCACAGGGAGUGUCCAGCAAAAGUCCGACACUCAGUGGCAGCCCCACACUGUACGGGGAGGCCCUUAAUGCAAGCCUGCAGGCUGCCCUUGCUGACUCCAACCUGCCGAUGCUGAACAGCGCCUUCAGCCACGCCGUCAGCAUGGAGAAGAGCAGCAACUCCCCUCCAAUGUCCUACCACGAUGCAAUGCCCCGCCACGACGAGGAGGAGGAGGCCCAGCACAGGGAGAGGGAAAGGGAACAAAGGGAGAGAGAGAGGGAAGAGGAGAAUGAGGAGAACUUUGCCUCCCAGUUGGUGAAGCAGGAGAUGACUGAGGAGGAGAGUCCAAUGGAGACCCAACAGAGGGAGGAGGAGGACGCCGCCCAACACCCGGCCUCCCCCAUGUCCCACUUCCGCCACUACUCUGGGAUGGAUGAGGACAGGCCCAGGUCACGGAGCUCCCUGCCCCCCAGCCCCAUCUCCCAGCCCCCCCCACCCCCGGUGUCCCAUGCGGUGCAGCACGUGCCCACCAGCACCCUGGGAAUGCCACCGCCACUACAGCUGCUGCACGAGGCUCACAUGCGUCAGGGACCUCCCUUAGAAGGCUAGUGAUGUAGAGUGAGAGGCAGUGAUCACACAAACCUCCCGGUGACUCCCGGCCCCACAAACAGACAGACAAACAAUACUUACCCGACGGCCCCAUUGUUGUCUGAGCGGCCGGACGGACGAGGUCUGCCGGCCAGGAGACUCCAAGCGCUGUGAGAUGGUUGGUUAUCGUCUCAUCCUUAUUCAGACUUCUUCAUAACAUUUUUCAAUAUUUGAAACCGGUUUGCACACGUGACUUUGAGAAACUGCGAAGGAUGGAAGAGUAUGUUAUUUUUACACUGGUGGAGUUAAGCGUUCUAUUAGACUAAUUUUUUUCAUAUCAGACUAGUCUUACUUAAGGCACUGUCAUCAGUCAUGGCACAAGUGUUACUGUACUCCUGGUGAUGGAAGAAAGCUUGUUUUGUACAGGACUAAACAAGGAUGUGAUUGCAUACUGUAGUAAAAGUAGUGAUGUAUGUAGAACGGCAGACACACAGUGGAACUUGCUUCACAUAGUGUAGUGUAGACUAAGACUACAGGUGGUCAAACCACCACCUGUGUACCAUUCCUAGAUGGAUCUGCAAGAUCCAACUGUGCUUUUCUAGCCCCUUUUUCUUGUCAACCUUUGCCCAGUGUAUGCUGCUCAUGCUUGCACCUCUUGCAAUCUCAUUAUGGUUAAUGUGAUGCAGUCAUUGGCACUAAAUUUCAUGUGGUGUUCAUAGCAGUUAAAAAUUCAUGAAAUUACCAGUAAAAAGAUAAUCCAAGUGCCAUAUAAAAAUUAUCUAAGUGUAUGGAACUUAGCAAACAGGUGAAAUCUGAUCUCAUCUCAAUACGACACGACAGCUCUUCCAUGACAAUGACGGCUGGAGGGAGGCGCACCCUUCGCCUCUCAUAGCCAGCAAAGAUAGAAUGUCAAGGUAUUGUACAUUUACCUGCAAGUUACAAGGUUUGUUAAUGGUAAUUUUAAGAUUCACCAUUGUUUUCAUCUGAUCAUUUUGUGAAAUGUGCUUCUUUUCUCCCCUUGUAAUAUUAAAUGAAUACCUGCUGUUAGCAUUUACUGUAAGUGCACAGUAUUCUUCAUUUUGUACUGCUGUAGUCCUGUACCUCAAGUAAACCCACCUAUGUCAUUAUUUAUUUGUAAUUUAUAUUCUAGAUUAAGUGGGGUUAGGACAGCACAGAAACAAGAUCCAUAGAGUUAUAGUUACCUAGUGUAAUUUUAGGAUUAAAAUUACCAUCCCAAACCUGAAUUCAUUGAGGAAAAAGGAGAGAUCAAGUAAUCUGAUGAACUGAAUUGUCAUCUUGGAGCUCAACUGUGAAACAUUCUAAGCCACAAAACAUGACGUAGUUAUUAAAAUUCAAGUAUGUUUUACCUGAUACACAAACCUAAAUGAACAUUCAAUACACUUGGGUGAAUGACAAAAAUGUGUGUGGGUGUGGAUGUGUUUUGCAGUUUCUACUAAAUUCAAUUUUGUACUCAGCACUUAAACAAUGCAAUGGGAAAAUGAGUUUAGAAUUUUGAUAUACAGACAAUACAGGGACAGUAAAGACAGUGACACCAGUGUUUACAUACGCACACAAACAUUUACACGAACACAUACAUGCAUAUACACACACAUGCAAUGAAUGAAGAGAAAGACUGAAGGACAGACAGAGACAGACAGUGUUGCAGUAUACUCUCCCCCCAAAAGUACAUAAUAGGCUUGACGAGUAGAAGCCUUGUAGAAUGGACCACUGUUGUAGAAUGCAUUUUCUAAGAUGCUAAAACAAAAUAAUGCAUGCCCACGAUGGGUAUUGCAUUAUUGUAGGAUAGUUUUGCUGUGUUAGGGACUCAGGACUACUGUGGGGUGUGUGUACAAAACUCAGAUCUUUUUAUUACUCUUCAUCCAACAAUACCUAGACUACACUUUUUUAGGUACGUAUUCCAGCGUUCUCAACUUUUUAAGGACACGCCGUCACCGCUGCCGCCCCUCUGGCUCGGAUCGGCCCCUCACUUCAAGAUUAUUAGCGAUACAAAACGGUGUAGCCCCCAUGGUAGUUUUGCCUCCAUUAUCGCCAUGUGUUCCUGUUGGUCGCGAGUCACAAGGUAGUUGAUGAGCUUCUCGUAGAACAUUCCCCGUGGGUGACCUCAAGCCCAGUCCCCGAGCAAUAACUGUCAGAUGUACUUAUUGUGAAAACAAAUGUUGCCAGUCUCCUAUCGGCAGGUCCCAGCUGCUCUCACCGGCCGGCUCUGUGUAAGCCAACGCGCGUGACUGUCUUGAGUAACUCCACUUUUUUGCAUUUUAAAAAAGAUGAAUGAGGAAAAAUGUUACCAGUGAUGUUGCUUGCAGAGGGCUGGCUAAGUGAAAUUGGAUGAGGCUCUAAAUUCUAGACCAUAGUAUACUCCAUAAUUAAGAAUUAAUGUCAUAUGCAUCACACCCUUAACAAGCACUGUAAGUCAUACCACAUUUGUUCGAAGUGGAAUGUGAAAGCCUUGAUCAUAAAGAUGUGAUGAUAACUUCUAAAAUAUAUGUAAAUAUAAAAAAAGAAAAACUUGG